Theileria parva strain Muguga is the source of this 1408-nucleotide messenger RNA. RefSeq names its product dihydroorotate dehydrogenase (fumarate) (gene Dhodh). The record is from RefSeq and is a predicted model, not a curated record. Bases 2 to 1294 code for a protein of 430 amino acids. Gene Ontology annotation, molecular function: dihydroorotate dehydrogenase activity. Gene Ontology annotation, cellular component: mitochondrial inner membrane; cytoplasm. NCBI's taxonomy places the organism in Eukaryota, Apicomplexa, Aconoidasida, Piroplasmida, Theileriidae. The transcript is spliced from 11 exons. Gene Ontology annotation, biological process: 'de novo' pyrimidine nucleobase biosynthetic process; pyrimidine ribonucleotide biosynthetic process.
CAUGUUUUAUUUACGGCAUUUCAGGCGGUUCUGCGGAACCGCGGUAAACGGUAAAAUCCACUCUGAGAUUAACCAAAAUCGCAAAAUCAACAAGUUUCUGGUUCGGGGCGUGUUUGUGUUUGGCAUGGGCGUUGGCGUAUACGUUUGCAUGAGGAAUCCAAGUUGUCCGAUUUACGACGGAAUUCUGUACGGCUUAAGGAAAUGUCUAGACCCCGAGGAAUCUCAUAAACUUAGCAUAGUUCUGGCCAAAUUGGGACUUACACCCGUGGAUUAUUCCAUUGAUCCGCCCAUUCUCUAUAAUAACAUUAAGCACAUUAAAAUAUUUAAUCCAAUAGGUAUGGCAGCUGGCUAUGAUAAGAACUGCCAGGUCCCGCUGGAGAUUCUAAGGCUAGGGUUUGGGUUCAUAGAAGUUGGAACUGUUUUACCAAACCCACAGCCCGGGAAUCCCAAACCAAGGCUAUUCAGACUCCCAAACAAUAAAGCACUCAUCAACUCACUAGGCUUCAACAGUUUGGGAAUUGAUGUUGCGGUGGAGAAUAUGAAGGUGGCUAGGGCUAGGCAGGAGAGUGAUCCGCUUACAAGGGACUCAAUUAUCGGAAUUAGCAUAGGGAAAAAUCUCAAUGGAGAGAUUUUGGCUGAUGUGUCACAUUGUAUUGAGCGGAUCGGACUGUACUCAGAUUACCUGUGCAUCAACGUUAGCUCACCGAACACGCCGAAUCUGAGAGAUAAUCAGAGAAAAGAACCCCUGCUAAAGCUCGUAAAAACGGCCAAAAACGCCCUAAAAGACCUGGAGACAAGAGUUUCUACAGAGAAUUUAACAUACGUAAACACUACGAAAACGAGGCCGUUGUUAUUUUUUAAAAUUUCACCUGAUGUCACGGAUCAAGAGCUAAAGGACAUUGCCGAUAUCGCGUUGGAGCAUGGUUUGGAUGGACUUGUGCUGACAAACACAACUAUUUCGAGGCCUGAGUGUUUGGGAGAGGAGUUGGAGAGGGCUGGAAAUCCCAGGGGAGGCCUGAGCGGUCAUCCGCUGAAGGAACACGCCAGAAAAGUUGUAUUCCAAAUGUAUAAACUGACAAGCGGAAAAAUACCAAUCAUCGCCUGCGGGGGAAUCUCUACGGCGCAAGACGCCCUGGAAAUGAUCGAGGCUGGCGCCUCAGCUUGCCAACUUCUUACAGGACUGGUGUACCACGGGCCUAAGCUCCCCAGCCUAAUAAAGAACGACUUGGCCAAAUUACUAAACCAACGUGGUUAUAAAAAUAUUAAAGAAGCCGUCGGCUCAGCACAUAAAUGAGUUAUUUUAGGUAAAUUUUAAUUUUUGGAUUACGGAGCCUCUCCACGUCAGAAUGAAUUUUUUUAAAUUCCGCCACAAUGAAUUUUUUUAAAUUCCGCCAGAAUGUGAAUUUUU